GCGCAGUUUAUGGCGAAAACCGGAAGUUUAAUUGUAGAAAUUCUGACACACUUUGGGGGGUUUCUUUACGCCGGCGUAGGCCAUUCCCGAUUACAUGUACGCAUGCUUUUUGGCGUAAGUGGAUAGCUCUGUUUCAGGCCCCGUUUUUUUUUUCUUCUUUUUUUUUAAAUUAUUUAUUUCCGUGUAAACUGCGGGUCCUGAUACAAUAACACCGAUGAUCGAUCACUCAGCCCUCCGCUGAGAGAUCUGCGCUGGAAAUCCAAAAAACUCGUCUCACCUUUUUCUCACCGUUUUCAGCUGCGACAUGGCUCGACCACGGCCGCGGGAGUACAAGGCAGGGGAUCUGGUUUUCGCCAAAAUGAAAGGAUACCCGCACUGGCCGGCCAGGAUUGACGAACUUCCUGAAGGAGCUGUCAAACCACCUGCCAACAAGCAUCCCAUCUUCUUCUUCGGAACCCACGAAACGGCUUUCUUGGGUCCGAAGGAUCUUCUCCCGUACAAAGAGUAUAAAGACAAAUUUGGCAAGUCCAACAAGAGGAAAGGCUUCAACGAAGGCCUGUGGGAGAUUGAGAACAACCCUGGGGUCAAGUUCACGGGCUAUCAGACCGUCCAGCAGCAGAGCUCCUCUGAAACCGAGGAGGGGGGGAACGCUGCCGACGGCAGCAGCGAGGGCGAGGAGGGAGACUCUUUGGAGGAGGAGAACAACAAGGACACGCUGAAGGAAGAUAAGACGGGAUCAAAACGGAAAAAAACAGCCGGCUCCAAGAGAUUCUCAAAGCUGUCAAGAAUCUCGUCAGGAGAGGAUGACCUGGAGAAGGAUGGAAAAGAUGAAGACCAGAAGAGUGGUUCAGACGAAGGAGACCAUGACAGCGACUUUAUCCAAAACACCACUGAAAAUAAGAACCAGCUGCUUAGAGAAGAACAUUAAAAGAGGAAAAACACAGCAGGGAAAUCUUUCGGUGUCGCUGUGAUGUUGGAGAAACUCAUCCACGAUAGGAUUUCUCACCUGCACAACCUACUGGCUGCAGUCAUCUCAUCCUCUAGUGUGUCAGACGUCCAUGCGUGUGCCCUUACCCUCUCCUGGUGUCAGCCGUCAUAUGGAAAUGCCACUAAUUUGAUCAUCGAGCGAGUCCCACCUCUCUAAGCCUUCUUAAACCAAUGACAACAUUGAUAAGACAACACAGCUUAAGGCCUCAGAGUAAUUAUAUUUCAGCUUGUUAAAGGCCAUUAAAAUAACUUUGGUCCUACAGGUGAGUUGACACGAAUGCUCUGACAAACCUUUUAUUUUUGAGUGUUGCAUUAUGAAUACUUUGUGCUGGCAGGAAUGGUUUGGGUUUGUACUCUGGUUUCUUCCCACCGUCCAAACACAUGCCCGUGAGGUUACCGGUCACUCUAAAUUGCCCCUAGCCAAUGACAGCGUGUGUAGUUUUUUGUCUCUGUGUGGUCCUGUGAUGGACUGACCCGUCCAGACUGUGGCCGCCUCUCGCCCACGGCAGCCGGGAUACACUCCAGCCCCCCCCCCACACCCCCGAUAAUGGAUGGAAGUUGUCCAUUGUACUAAUGUUUU
Messenger RNA from Menidia menidia (Atlantic silverside), 1567 nucleotides. Lineage: Eukaryota; Metazoa; Chordata; Actinopteri; Atheriniformes; Atherinopsidae. The record is from the annotation of a GenBank genome assembly.